UUUGUGGCCAUUGAGUAAAGGUAAGCCAAAUCCACAUAAUUUUGUUACACUUAUUUCCCAUACACUCCUUACAACUAACUACUACUAUAAAGCCUAUCUCUUCCCAUACUUUUUUUCAUCAACAAAUUUUUGAAAUUUUUAAGGCAAAUCAAGAAAGCUUUUUUCAUCAAUUUUAGUCAUCAAGAAUGGCUGCCUCAGUGUCAACCAUUGGAGCUGCCAGCAAAGCACCAUUGAGUUUGAACAACUCAGUUGCUGGAACUUCAGUUCCAAGCACAGCCUUCUUUGGAAAAUCCUUGAAGAAAGUGUAUGCAAAAGGUAUUUCCAGCCCCAAGGUUUCAAACAGGAACUUGAGGAUUGUAGCUCAAGAAAUAGACGAAUCGAAAGAGAUCAAAGAGGACAGAUGGAAGGGUCUUUAUGAUAACGCAUCCGAUGACCAACAGGACAUUGCAAGGGGUAAGGGUAUGGUUGACAGUCUUUUCCAGGCUCCUACCGGUACUGGUACUCACCACGCCAUUAUGAAUUCCUACGAAUACGUCAGCCAGGCUCUAAAAACAUACCAAAUGGACAACAAAUUGGACGGUUUCUACAUUGCCCCUGCUUUCAUGGACAAACUUGUUGUUCACAUCACCAAGAACUUCUUGUCAUUGCCCAACAUCAAGGUUCCACUCAUCUUGGGUGUAUGGGGAGGCAAAGGUCAAGGUAAAUCAUUCCAAUGUGAGCUUGUCUUCAGAAAGAUGGGAAUCAACCCCAUUAUGAUGAGUGCUGGAGAAUUGGAAAGUGGAAAUGCAGGAGAGCCAGCAAAAUUGAUUAGGCAAAGGUACAGAGAGGCAGCUGAAAUCAUCAGGAAAGGAAACAUGUGUUGUCUCUUCAUCAACGAUCUCGAUGCAGGAGCUGGUAGAAUGGGUGGAACUACCCAAUACACCGUCAACAACCAGAUGGUGAAUGCCACCCUCAUGAACAUUGCUGACAACCCAACAAAUGUCCAGCUCCCCGGUAUGUACAACAAGCAAGAGAACUGCAGGGUCCCCAUUAUUGUCACUGGUAACGACUUCUCCACAUUGUAUGCUCCUCUUAUCCGUGAUGGUCGUAUGGAGAAGUUCUACUGGGCACCAACUAGGGAGGAUAGAAUUGGUGUUUGCAAGGGUAUUUUCAGAACUGACAACGUGCCUGAUGAAGCUGUUGUAAAGAUUGUCGAUUCCUUCCCUGGACAAUCUAUUGAUUUCUUCGGUGCUCUGAGGGCACGAGUAUAUGACGAUGAAGUGAGGAAAUGGGUUUCAGGAACUGGAAUUGAACAAAUUGGUGAAAAACUUUUGAACUCUAGAGAUGGACCCCCAACUUUUGAGCAACCAAAAAUGACCCUUGAGAAGCUCCUUGAGUAUGGUAACAUGCUUGUUCAAGAGCAAGAGAAUGUCAAGAGAGUCCAGUUGGCUGAAACCUAUCUUAAAGAGGCAGCUCUCGGAGAUGCUAACGCCGAUGCCAUCAACACUGGAACUUUCUAAGAACCUUCACCAAUCUUAAAGUCUAAACAAGAGGGGAAAAAAACGCGACAUGUUAAUCGUCCUGUUGCUUGAAGUCUCUAAUGAUUCAACUUCCAGGAGUGAUGACGUAUUUUAUUUCUUCAACUUUUUUGAGGCAAUUUGUGAGGGUAGCUAUAGAAUGUGACUGAACUGUUUAAUAUUAUUAUGUAAAUCAGUUGUGUUCCACUGUUAAGGGAAUACAAACUCCAAAUAAUCUUUUGUUUUCAGUUUUUGUCAUUAUAUUCUUCUGUAAUCAACUUCUUGAUUUGGAAUUUCAAUAUAUUUGCUUUGUAAAUGA
Molecule: messenger RNA, 1815 nt
Organism: Solanum stenotomum
Lineage: Eukaryota; Viridiplantae; Streptophyta; Magnoliopsida; Solanales; Solanaceae
Product: ribulose bisphosphate carboxylase/oxygenase activase, chloroplastic
Exons: 7
Coding region: 186-1499 (437 amino acids)
Cellular component (GO): thylakoid; chloroplast stroma
Molecular function (GO): ribulose-1,5-bisphosphate carboxylase/oxygenase activator activity; ATP binding; ATP hydrolysis activity
Source: RefSeq, a predicted model, not a curated record